UUUGUACUGUUGUGCAAACUUUCCUGUGAACUACAAAUAAAUUUCUAAACUUUUGGGAGUUUGUGGGCAAUUGGCUUAGUGUAAAAACCAUGAGUUAUUUGGGUAUUGGAGUAAGUCCAGGGAAUGUUCCAAUUCAUCAUAGGAGUAAUUUGAAGGUAAUUGAUAAGAGAGUGAGAUUAGCUGAGCUGAUAUUAAGGUGUUUAAUUUGUGGUUUAGCAGUUCUUGCUGCUGUUCUUAUAGGUACUGAUAGUCAAGUUAGAGUUAUAUUCUCAAUUCAGAAAAAGGCUAAGUUCACUGACAUGAAAUCUCUUGUAUUUUUAGUGAUAGCUAAUGGAUUAGCUGCUGCUUACUCACUGGUUCAAGUUAUAAGGUGCAUUUUGAGUAUGAUUAGAGGAAGUGUUCUUUUCAAUAAGCCCUUGGCUUGGGCUAUUUUUUCUGGUGAUCAGUUGAUGGCCUACUUGAAUUUGGCUGCGGUGGCAGCAGCAGCACAGUCGGCAGUAUUUUCCAAGUUAGGUCAAACAGAGUUACAAUGGAUGAAACUCUGCGAUAUGUAUGGUAAAUAUUGUAACCAAGCUGGUGAAGGCGUUGCAAGUUCUGUAAUAGCGAGCCUUAGCAUGAUCGUCCUCUCUGGUAUUUCUGCCUUCAGUCUUUUCCGCUUGUAUGGAAACAGUGGAGGAAAGGGUAAUGCUAAAUGAUGAGUAGAGUUAGUAGUAGCAGCAGCAGCAGCAGCUCAACCUUAGCUCUUCAGUGGCUCUUGAUAUGUAACUUGGUAGAUUUUGGUCUUUUUUGCUGUUGUAUGAUAACUGAUUCUGGAUUUUGGUCUUUUUUGCUGUUGUAUGAUAACUGAUUCUGGAUUUUGGUCUUUUUUGCUGUUGUAUAAUAACUGAUUCUGGAUUUUGGUCUUUUUUGCUUUUGUAUAAUAACUGAUUCUGGAUUUUGGUCUUUUUUGCUUUUGUAUAAUAACUGAUUCUGGUCUUUCCUUGGUUGAA
Molecule: messenger RNA, 989 nt
Organism: Nicotiana tabacum (common tobacco)
Lineage: Eukaryota; Viridiplantae; Streptophyta; Magnoliopsida; Solanales; Solanaceae
Product: CASP-like protein 2B1
Source: RefSeq, a predicted model, not a curated record